GACACUUGAUAAAGAAUUGGAAAUUGUAAUGUCGUUGUUGAGGAGUUUAAUUACGUGAGAAUUAAUCAAAAUAGUCUUUAAUGUACAUCAAUCGAACAUAUGAAACCUGAAAUUACCGAUUUUAUGCAAAUAUUUAUAAAAUAGUGUUUACGCUCCUAUCAUUAGAGGUUAAAUUCGAAUGGUAUACAUGAAAAUAGUGUGCACGGUUGAAACAAUUUUUAUUAAUAAGAGCCGAAGUAGAAAAAAUGGCGCCCGCAAACAUGUAAACAUGUCGUAAGAAACACUGCAAUUUAUUUGUACACAAGAUCCAGGUUUUCAUACAUAAAAUCUAUUUUAAAAUAAAGUGGAACAUUUGAUAAUAACAAUGUCUACAGUGAAAGAGUGUAAUGCGUUAUCUGAGGAUCAAGAGCACUCCCAAAAACCGAAAUGCGAAGAUUCAAAUGAUAGUGGUAGUGCUAAAAUAAUUUCGAAUGAACUUCUGCUGGUGGGAAUGUAUAGCGGAGUUGAAAAAAUCGAUGAGUUGACAUCUUUAGAGCGCGAAAUUGCCGAAUUACACCAUGUGGAACCUUCUACAAAUGUCGAAUAUCAUGUGAGUGAUAAUUUUAACAACGGUAAUGGCGUUAUCAAUAAGCAGAUGCUAAGUAGUGGCAAAACGUCUGGGAUGAAAUCGAAACACACAAGUUUGAAAAUUUUGGAUAGUAUCAAUCGCGAAGAAUGUGUUACUUUCCUGCAUUGCGAUUCAGUAGAUGAAGAUAAUAUAAUACCACAAGAAAUUGGGUCAACAGCUCUGGAACAUGAGGAUUUGAUUGCUGUCCUAAAGGGCAUAGACGAUCACAAUAAUGUUACAAAUGUGAAAGAAGUAACAAAUGCUAACCAUGAAGAACAAUGUAUGCGGCCUCCAUCUAUUACGGAAAGUGAAUUAGUUGAGGGAGUGACCAUUGAAGGUGAAGGGCAAUUUCAAAUUAUGGAAGUAGUGUAUGAUGAAGUAGAUGAGAAUGACUCUAAACCAAAAGAAGCACAAGAUGAUCCAAGCAUCCAAGCGGCGACCUCAAAUCCGAUGCCGAGUUCGGGCCCUAAUGCAAUUUCGCACUUAACAAAUGAAGAAAUACGUGCGAUGGCUAUGGAGCAAAUAGCUGGCUUGAAUGUUCUGGGCCGUCAACGAAGACGUAAGCAGGAUAUCAAACCUUUGCAAGCGGAAGAUAGUUCUGAUUUAGUGGCAUCAAUUGGUGCAGACUGGAGUGACGAUGAUGCUGAGUUUGAAUUAAAAGCAACAUCCAGUGUAAGCAAUUCCCAAAAAUCUAAUUUUAAUAUUGAGCUGAAAAAUAAGAAGCGUGAUUUUGAAACUGAAGUAUUGGAGAGAAAAGAGUUAGUGAAUAAUAAUACAAAUGAUUCAAUACAAAAAGCAACCGGCGUAGUCAAACUGGACGAAGUGUGCUCAGACAACUCCCAUGGUGAAAGUACUAUUAUUCCUGGUGAAUCUGUAAAAAACGAUGCUAUUAGUAUAAAACCAAUAGUCGGAUUUAAGCGGACCCGCAUAAUAAAACGAAAAAUUAUAUGGGAUCCCGAUGCUCCAGAAACCCAAAUUUCGUAUGCGCAAUUAGCACGCAAUAAUUCUAAAUUAAAUUUGGAUGCAGAUAACAAGACUUCUAAGGUAUCUUCGGGAUCAACGCUGAAAGGAGUACGCUCUGAUGUUACUAAAAAUCAACAGAGUGAAUUAAAAGGGAAGAAAUCACCUAUUAGUGCAUCUAAUGCUCACCGCCAAAGCGAAUCAGAAAGUAAACAACAGUUACGGGGAUCAGAGUUUAAAAUAGGUUCAAGUUCUGUGGUAUCUAAGACAAAGGAAACUGUGUCUAUCUCGCCCACUGAUAUCCAGUCAAAACGGUCUAAAAUUGUAGACGAGGAAAAUAUGAUGAAGUGUCAGCCGGCAAUAAAACGGCGAUCUCUGACCCCUGUUAUAAAUGGAACUGGGGGUAAUACAGGUUCCAAGAAAAAAAGAGGUAGUGAAAUCGAUCGUUUAGUAAGUGAUGAGGGUGCUGCUAAUAUGCUGCAUUCCUUGGAGAAUGAGAGAAGUAAACUAAUUGCAGAGCAAGGAGCCGACAAACCCCAUAAACCAUUAAUGCGCAGCCGCGCUGCCACAAUUUCCGAAAGGAUAUCGAAAAGAGAAACUACACCAACAUCUGGGAAAGUAUUGGCUGUCGCAGCGAGUACUGGGGGCGCGAGAAAUAAGCGCAAUUCUAAACAAAAACCUUCUUCAACUUGGGACUAUGUUUAUAAACAACAAGCCAGCGAGGAAGCAAUGAUCAUUAGACGGCGCUCCAACAGCUCUUAUUCAAGCAAUGCGUCCAUACGGCGCACCAGCUUAGAUGCUCCAGCAACAAAAACUUCAAACGCAACUAAAACUACAACAUUUGCCAAAAGUGUGCAACAUAAUGCAUCUUCGGGUGCAGCAGUAAGUGCAACUCCAAGCAGUUCGGGAACAAAAACAACUCAAAAAAGUUUAUUAAAAACUUCAAAUGAAAAUAGUGCAUCUGUUAAAGGUUCUGCUGUUAACAUAAUUGGAAAAAACCCAACGUGUGCCGUUAGCUCGUUUCAGUUUGCUAAACCGGAAUUAAAAGCUAACCAAAAAAGCAACCGGCGGACAAAGGGCAAUAGUCAUGUUGAGAGCUUUCCAACAAAUGACACUAAAAAGCAAACUCUGGCAUCUGGGGUUCGAAGAGGUGAACGUAGCCCUACCACCAUCGAUGAAAAAGACAAAAACAAGAACACUGGAGUAAGCAACAAAAUUUCAGCAAAGCAACCAAAAGAGGAGUCUCCAGUUGGUUCCAUAAUUUCUGAUGUUGUUGUAAAAAAAGUAACAAAAGUUGCUCAAAUAGUUUUCAAUACACAGAAAGCGAAAAUAAAUUAUACGUUCACAGCGCAGAUGUUAAAUAAAUUAGUCGACAUACUGGAAAAGCUAAGUAAGGAUGCUGAAUGCAAUGCUGUGGUGAUCACAACAGAUGCGCCCAAUUUUUGUUACGGCGUUGACUUUACGGACUUAACUCUUGGCCCCAUGGAGAAACGCAAACAAACAGCAGUACAUUUAGCAUUGGCGGUUAAGAACUAUUUGAAAAUGUUGGCUACAUUUCCGAAGCCAUUGAUUGCUGGUGUUAAUGGCAGCAAUAUUGGAUUGGGUGUAAUGCAAUUACCAUUGUUUGACAUAGUCAUUGGAAGCGAUAAAGGUUCAUAUGAAACUCCGUAUGUAAAAAUUGGUCAAGUUCCCGAAGGGUACUGUAUUUGGAAUAAGAUAACAAAAAUCCGUGAUAAUUACAAAACUAAACUUUUUUGGCUCGGAGAAAAAUUACAUUCAACUGAAUCAGCAUUAUCUGGAUUAGUACACAAACUGACCGCGUCCGCCAAAGUAAACGAUGAUGCAUUAUUGGCUGCUAAAAAAAUAGCAAUGAUGUCAACAGAGUCAUAUCGAUGUAUGAAGAAAACUGUUAUUGACAAUCAUUUCGAAAUAAUCAAUAAUGCUUUGGACGAAGAAUUCGAGACCAUAGUCGAACAGUGGAUAUCGGCAGAAUGUUACGAAAAUUUCAAAAAGUAUUUGGAGAUUGGUCAUUUUUAAGCGAGUUUUUAAUGUUUUUUAUAGCGCAAUAAUUUCCCUAUUAUUUUGAAUUAUAAAAUUUAAUACAAGCAUUUUAUAUAACAAUUUGGCCUAUAAUUUAAAAUUAAAGUGUAAUUAUUAGGAGUCUUUUAUUUUUUAGUUGUACAUAAAGGUAUGUACAUAGGGCACAGAAAAAUGAAACAAAAUAUAGGUAUUAAUUCUUGAAAUUGUUAAGAGCGUUUAGUGCAUAACGUGGUAAAAUCGCUAUUGAAUCUGGAAUCAUAUAAGUUUUAAUUUGAGUAUUCAUUAAGAGUAGUACUAUUGCAGGUAUACAUAUGCAUGUAUAUGCACUUCUACCUAUACACGUAAACUUAUAAUUGUAAACUGUAUUUGAUCAUUUAAAUUUUUGAAUAAAUACAACAUCCAAAUCGAUUCUUAUUGUAUAUGUGAUCGACUUUGGUAACAUCUUAU
Molecule: messenger RNA, 4054 nt
Organism: Anastrepha ludens (Mexican fruit fly)
Lineage: Eukaryota; Metazoa; Arthropoda; Insecta; Diptera; Tephritidae
Gene: HIPP1
Exons: 6
Coding region: 365-3604 (1079 amino acids)
Source: RefSeq, a predicted model, not a curated record